CCCAAAUGGCGUAAGAAAAAAUGUGAACAAUGGAACAAUUGGCAUCUCACAAAAUCCUCCCUCGUCAAAUAUAAACAAUCUCAGGCUCAUUGGACAUUACAGACAUCUGUUAUCCUUCAGUACAGCACCACCACUACAGUGAACUAAGCCAAGAUGAAGUUCCUAAUUGUAGCCUCCCUCUGCGUUGCUGUGGCUCUUGGCCAGAAUGUGAUUCAGCCAAAACCAAAUGUUCGAAAUUUGCCAGCUGAAGUCCGGCCAGAGGCUGCAGGUCAAUGCUACGGAUUCACCGCCAAAAAGGCCUUCCCUGUGGGCCAGUCUUGGCCCCUGGCUCCCUUCUGUGGAAGAGCCACCUGCAUUCAACAAGAAGGUAAACUCUUUGAAAAGGUGGAAGACUGUGGCUUUGAGCCCAAGCCAUCUCCCGGCUGCAGAGUCAAGAACGAAGCCGACCAAGCUAAGCCAUACCCAGCCUGCUGCCCCGUGUACGAGUGCCAGCCAGGUGCCACUCUCCAGUACCCAACCGAAGAAGAGUUGAAGGCCGCCGCACAGCAGGCUGCCAAGGCUUCACAAGGCGCCCAGGGAUAAGAGGUCACUCUGAGUCGUUCUAGUCUACAAAUCAGAGCAAAAUAUCGGUUGAAUUGCUAAUAGGAAUUAUUUAUUAAAUGUUUUUCAUAACUAAGUCAAGGCUUUUUAUGAAUUAUAUAGUAAAUAAAUAACAAAAGGACAUUAUAGAUCACUUUACAGAGAAUAGUAUUUUGAUUUAUAUAAAAAAUAAAUAAACAAACCCAGAUUCA
Messenger RNA from Macrobrachium nipponense, 791 nucleotides. RefSeq lists its product as uncharacterized. Lineage: Eukaryota; Metazoa; Arthropoda; Malacostraca; Decapoda; Palaemonidae. The transcript has 3 exons. The record is from RefSeq and is a predicted model, not a curated record. The coding region runs from base 154 to 582 and encodes 142 amino acids.